Messenger RNA from Marmota flaviventris (yellow-bellied marmot), 2390 nucleotides. It is a transcript of the gene Kbtbd3, whose product is annotated as kelch repeat and BTB domain containing 3. NCBI's taxonomy places the organism in Eukaryota, Metazoa, Chordata, Mammalia, Rodentia, Sciuridae. The record is from RefSeq and is a predicted model, not a curated record. Gene Ontology annotation, molecular function: protein binding.
CAUUCACGCGUAGGGAAAUACUAACCAGACAGCGGUGCAAGCCAAUCGCAAUCAGUGCUCUGGAAGCAGGGAGACUUGGGUGGAGACUUCAGAGACUGCAGUUGCAGUUCCAAAUACAGAUGGAAUUGGCUAUGGAUAAUUCAUAUGAUUUCAACAUACGAAGCUCAUGUAAUGGAAUUCCAUCUGAGAAGAAAAACAACUUCCUUGUGUCUGAAGAUCAUGGACAGAAAAUCUUAAGUAUACUGCAGAAUUUUAGAGAGCAAAAUGUCUUUUAUGAUUUCAAAAUAAUUAUGAAAGAUGAGAUAAUCCCAUGUCAUCGUUGUGUGUUAGCAGCAUGUAGUGACUUUUUCAGGGCUAUGUUUGAAGUAAACAUGAAAGAAAGAGAUGAUGGAAGUGUUACCAUUACUAAUUUGUCCUCCAAAGCAGUAAAAGCAUUUCUUGAUUAUGCCUAUACUGGAAAGACAAAAAUUACAGAUGAUAAUGUGGAAAUGUUCUUCCAGUUGUCAUCAUUUCUUCAAGUUUCCUUCCUAUCCAAAGCUUGCAGUGACUUUUUAAUAAAAAGCAUUAAUCUCGUCAAUUGUUUACAUUUAUUAUCUAUAUCAGAUAGCUAUGGUUCAACCCGUUUGUUUGAUCAUGCAUUAUACUUUGUACAACAUCACUUUUCUCUGUUAUUUAAAUCCAAUGAUUUCUUAGAGAUGAAUUUUGGAAUACUGCAAAAAUGUCUGGAAUCAGAUGAAUUAAAUGUUCCUGAAGAAGAAACAGUACUGAAGGUCGUCCUUAAUUGGACAAAACAUAACUUAGAAUCAAGGCAAAAGCAUCUGCCUCAUUUGAUUAAGAAAGUAAGAUUACAUCAGUUAUCCGAGGACACACUUCAAGACUGUCUUCUCAAUGAAGAGUGUUUACUCAAAAGCACAAACUGUUUUGACAUAAUCGUGGAUGCAAUUAAAUGUGUACAAGGUUCUAGUGGACUUUUCCCUGAUGCUCGACCAUCCACAACUGAAAAAUACAUAUUUAUUCAUAAAACUGAAGAAAAUGGAGAAAAUCAAUAUACAUUUUGCUAUAAUAUUAAAACUGACUCAUGGAAAAUAUUACCCCAAUCACACCUGAUUGAUUUGCCAGGGUCUAGUCUGUCUAGCUAUGGAGAGAAAAUAUUCUUGACUGGUGGUUGCAAAGGGAAGUGUUGUAGAAAGGUUCGACUUCAUAUUGCUGAGUCUUACCAUGAUGCCACCGAUCAAACCUGGUGCUACUGCCCAGUCAAAAAUGAUUUCUUCUUGGUAUCAAAUAUGAAAACACCAAGAACCAUGCAUACAUCAGUUAUGGCUCUCAACAGAUUAUUUGUCAUAGGUGGAAAGACUAGGGGAUCUCAGGACAUUAAAAGUCUCCUAGAUGUUGAGUCAUACGAUCCUCUUUCUAAAGAAUGGAUAUCUGUUAGCCCAUUACCUAGAGGCAUAUAUUAUCCAGAAGCAAGUGCAUGCCAAAAUGUAAUUUAUGUUCUUGGAUCAGAGGUAGAAAUUACAGAUGCCUUCAACCCAUCACUUGAUUGCUUUUUUAAAUAUAAUGCUACAACUGAUCAGUGGUCUGAACUAGUAGCAGAGUUUGGGCAAUUUUUUCAUGCUACACUAAUUAAAGCUGUCCCUGUAAAUUGCACACUGUAUAUAUGUGACCUUUCCACCUAUAAGGUUUAUAGUUUUUGUCCAGAUACUUGUGUUUGGAAGGGUGAAGGGUCUUUUGAAUGUGCAGGUUUUAAUGCAGGUGCAAUUGGAAUUGAAGAUAAGAUUUAUAUAUUAGGUGGUGAUUAUGCACCAGAUGAAAUCACAGAUGAAGUACAAGUCUACCACAGCAGCAGGUCAGAGUGGGAAGAAGUUUCACCAAUGCCAAGAGCCUUAACUGAAUUUUACUGCCAGGUGAUUCAGUUCAAUAAAUACAGGGACCCAUGGUUUUCUAAUCAUUUCUAAAAGAAGUAUGUGCUUGGACAUUCUAAAACUACUCCAUUCUUGUAACAUGGUAAAUCUGUUUGCCAUAAUGAUUGGUAGAAAGGUCUUUACAUCUUACUAAAAUAAAAUGUUCCUUCUAUUACAGGACUACUAUGUAUGUAUGCUAGCUAUGAAUAUACAGUUCCCAGAAAUUUAUAAUACACAAUACAUUUACCAAAAAUUAUGUUGAAUGUAAUUUAAUCUUGGAGAAUACAGAAUACUUAGUAUUUUCAUAUGUAAGUAAAAGUCAUAGGCUUUGAUACUUUGAUUUUUUUUAAGUACUUCUCCUAUGAAAGAUUAGUUAAAACAAAGUUCACAGAUUUGUACUAUGUAGAUGGGUAAAUCUCUUGAGGUAGUAAAAAUGAAUUAUACACACUACAUUAUGGGACGUGAAAGAAAGUAUAAGUAGGUGAGAAU